Molecule: messenger RNA, 3774 nt
Organism: Aedes albopictus (Asian tiger mosquito)
Lineage: Eukaryota; Metazoa; Arthropoda; Insecta; Diptera; Culicidae
Gene: TTLL3A
Product: tubulin glycylase 3A
Exons: 4
Coding region: 768-3578 (936 amino acids)
Biological process (GO): protein polyglycylation; cilium movement; cilium assembly
Cellular component (GO): microtubule cytoskeleton; axoneme
Molecular function (GO): protein-glycine ligase activity, initiating
Source: RefSeq, a predicted model, not a curated record
AUCCUUGAAAAGCUCUACCCACCCGCUCUGGCACUGGUCUCUAAUAGAGUUUUCCCAUACUGCACGGAAGUUGGCCCUCUUCGUGAUGUUCACAAUUUAUGCUCGAAGGAAAACUUUUUCAACUUCCCCCAGCCACGGGUUCCUUCCUAUGCUUUAUGCUGCCGUUCUAAACAGGUGGCAAAAGCUCCCAAACAACCAAACAGCUGAGGAUCGGGCCCCCCAGCAAGGAUUAGCGAGCGCCGCGGCCGGGGGCCUAUAAAACCGACUCGGUGAGUUCGGGAACGGCCAGUAUUAGAUCAACCGUGGAACCGUUCGGAAGUACCAGGAAAAAGGAUCCCACCAGCAAAGCCGAGUCGUCUGAGGAACUACAGUGAAGUGUGUGUGUGUGUGUGCGGUACAGGGGAAGAGGACACCCGGAAGUGAGCUGAGCAGAGGUCGUGGUGGGGUGGGAACUGAAAUCACGUCUGGCGUGAGUGAGUGGUGAUUUCCUCCUUUCGGCGGAGAAGGGGUUCGAUCUAUAACAUAGCGUGGGUUGUGGGUGGUCGGUCGUCGGUGGGUUGUUAUAAUGUAGGCGCUUAGUGGCUUCCGAGUGCUUAGUACUGGUAGUGUAACGCGUCGUGGCGCGCGGUGAGAGAUAGAAAGUUUGGUGUGGGCGGAUUUUUGUUUUCGUUUUGGGUUCAAGGAAGAAGGAUUUGGGCGCAAUAUUGGUGGCAUAAAUAUUUCGAUGCUUUUCGAAAAAUGAGGUUUCCUGUGUCACAGUUUUGCUGAUGAUGGAGGACGGAAUCAAUAGCUGUAGCAGCAAUAGCAACAGCAACAGUAGCAGCAGUAGUACCAGCAGUACAGUUGGUGAUAGUGAUAAAUGCUCCGAUGCUGGUUCUAGUUCCAGUGAAAAGGAUAUUGAAAGUGAAAAUGACAAGGAUAAUGAAGGCAGCCGACCGGACAGCAAUGUAACGGAGAAUGGAACGAAAAGAAAAACUGGAACUACAAACAAUGGCAGUGGAAAUGACGACGAUAAGGAGGUCAAAACGGUGGCAGUUAAGACUAUCGAAGGCAAUGUGGGCCCGCUAACGGCGACGGUUAAAUUCAUAAAUCCUUUCAAAAAUAACUGGAUCAAUGCGGACCGACUGAAUGAGCUCAGGAAGAAGGUGCAGGAUGCCUCCAAACAUCACCGCGUGUUUCUGGUGCGGGGUUCAUUCCACACAGUGCGGCGUGCUCUGACCGAAAGGGGUUGGGUUGAGAAGUUGGACGGGUUUAGGGCUAAACCACAGGCUAACACCUCAUCCUCGGGGUUCAUUCUGGAGGAUCUAGUGCAGCAACUCCCGGAACGCAAGCCAGGCGAAUCACGUAAAAACCACAUCGCAAAAUGUGAGCGAAGCAUAAUGUCACGCUUCCUUGAGCAUACCCCAAUCGACCUUCUGUGGACGGCUCGUAGGGAGAAGGCCGAUUGGUUGGAUAUGACUAAGAAUUCUUCCCUGAUCAUCAACCGCUUCAGCAAGGCACCAUUCACCACAAAAGAAGGUCUAUGCUCCGCUCUGCACGAUUUUCAUUGGUUCUACGAGGAGGGCAUGUCCGAGACCUACUUUCCUCGCUGCUAUAACGUAUGGAAUCCCGAAGAGCUGAACGAAUUUAUAGACAACUUUCGUCUGACGUCUUCAAUGGGACUCCUCAAGUGGUUGGUGGAAACUCACGAUAAGGAAGGCAUGGAUGCCAUCCUGUCGGACGAGGGAAAAGUUCCAGGAUCGUGUAUAAACUUCGCACUAUCCCGCUGCAAGGAAUAUUUGGAUUACUGCCUGCACAACGAUAUCGACGUAGAGGAGGAUGUGAAAAUCUGGGAUCAUGAUUGGGACGUAUUUCUCACCCAUCAUUACCUGCUGACACAUGAGGGUGGCACAAUCCAGCUGAUGAAGGAGGAAGAAGAUAUGAACGCAAUAUCCAACUAUGUUGCGGAAGCCAAGUCUGUCCUUGAGCAGAUUAAAAACCAUUGGCCGCAAUAUGCACUCGAUGGGUACCUGAACAUUUGGAUUGUAAAACCGGGAAAUAAAUGCCGUGGACGGGGCAUUCACUUGAUGAACAAUAUUAAGCAGAUCAUCAGCAUGGUGAAUCCGCCGAUCGUCAGUAAAACUAGAUAUGUGAUACAAAAAUAUAUAGAACGCCCUCUAAUCAUACACAACACCAAAUUCGACAUCCGCCAGUGGUUCAUGAUCACCAGCGUGCAGCCGUUGAUAAUAUGGUUCUACAAGGAAAGUUACCUCCGCUUUAGCUCGCAGCAGUACAAUCUUAUGAACUACCACGAGUCCGUGCACCUGACCAAUCAUGCCAUUCAGAAAAAGUACCAUAACGCGGUGCGGGACGAGAGGCUUCCGCACGAGAACAUGUGGGACUGCCACACGUUCCAGGCCUACCUGCGCCAGAUCGACAAGUACGAAAUGUGGUCCGAGCGAAUCUAUCCAGGCAUGCAGAAAGCCGUUAUUGGGUCGCUGCUGGCCUGUCAGGAUAAUAUGGACCGAAGGCCAAAUACGUUCGAGCUGUAUGGGGCGGACUUUAUGAUUACGGAGGAUUUCUACCCAUGGUUGAUCGAGAUUAACUCCAGUCCGGAUUUGGCGCCCAGUACUAGUGUAACGGCACGACUUUGUCCGCAGUGCGUCGAGGAUACUAUUAGAGUUGUCAUCGAUCGCCGUCAUGACGCAAACGCUAGUACCGGAUCAUUUGAAAUGAUCUACAAACAAGUGAUCCCAAAAACGCCAGCCUACAUGGGACUGAAUCUACAACUAAGAGGCCAUCGUAUCACACCAAAAAGCACCGCCAAAAAGGAUCGCCUCCGGAUUCUGCCCGUUAAGCCUGUCCAGAAUGUCUUGCAAGUUUCGAGACUUGCUGCGUCUGCUGCCCCUAAACCAACCACAGGUCCUGUGAUCAUGGAUCUGUUGGAAUGUCUGCAAUUUGACACCAAAAUGCAAGAAGAGGAAGAAAUACGAGCACGAACUGCCAUCUACAGAAAAUCUGGGUUUUCACCACGACCUAAUCUGCGGUACGACUUUGCUCGUAAAAAGUCUUACAUUAUAGCCAAAACGGGAGAAUUUUUCCGUAGAAAUGGAGGUCCAAAGUACCUAACUGAGGGAGAAACUUACAUAGACAAUAUCGAGGAUUGGGAGAGGGCAACGACCAGCUUCUUCCAGAGCAAUUACGCCAGUACCCUGAGCUCACUAGCAGCCAAUCGAAACAAUCCUUAUGGUCCCGGAGACCUGCAAACGUCCCCCAGUACCAGUAGUAACAAUCUGCGAUAUUCCUCGAAAGCUGCUUCCGCUGCCAACUAUUGUGAUGAUUUCGAUAACGCAAAUGCCAAUGUCGAAAAUAACACUGCCAUAAGUGAGAAUCCUACCGGUUAUACUAGAUAUAGUAAGUUGACUGCAAACAAUAGCGGCAGCAACAAAGCUGCACUAUCGAUGAACUUCAGUAAUUUCUACACCCUUGGGCUAAGCCUUCGGAAGCAGACCACGCCCAGGAGUCCAAUGGCAACUCGAACGAGCGCCAACUUCGUACAAUCAACCGAAGAUUUAGUUGAGUUAGGGAAGAAUUGUUAACUGGAAGAAAUUUAUUCCUAGUGUUGAAAGCCACGUGUUCGUGACACGACAUCCUAGUGCUUCGAAAAUUUAUUGUUGUUCAAAUCAUUACCGUUAAAUUGGAUAAAUUGAAUAGUGAUACUGUAGCAGAUGCAUUUAAAAACCAAAUAUGUUGAAGAUAUAUGGGAUCACGAUCCCGGUGUUGACCUUGCCGAUA